This is a messenger RNA of Pyricularia grisea, 1106 nucleotides long. RefSeq lists its product as uncharacterized. The coding region runs from base 74 to 802 and encodes 242 amino acids. The transcript has 2 exons. NCBI's taxonomy places the organism in Eukaryota, Fungi, Ascomycota, Sordariomycetes, Magnaporthales, Pyriculariaceae. The record is from RefSeq and is a predicted model, not a curated record.
CAAAAAUGCUACAUUCUUCAACCGCAGACUCUCAUCCAACUCGCUUCCAUUAUUUCACCCGCAGCCCGUCAAAAUGAAGACCCUCUCCAGCAUCGCCCUGCUCUUCCUGAGCGCCGCACCACUGGCAACCGCCCACGCCAUCUUCAGCGACAUCUGGGUGGACGGCGUGGACCAGAACCGCGCGUGCCUGCGCCCGGUACCCAGCAAUUCCCCCGUCGAGUCUGUGACCUCCAACGACCUCCGAUGCAACGUCGGCGGGACUCGGGGCAUGUCGGGCAUCUGCGAUGCCAAGGCCGGCGGGUCCAUCACGGUCGAGAUGCAUCAGCAGCCAAACGACCGCAGCUGCGCCAACGAGGCCAUCGGCGGCAACCACUUUGGGCCCGUCAUGGUGUACAUGAGCAAGGUUGACGACGCGACCAGCGCAGACGGCUCGGCCCCUUGGUUCAAGGUUGAUGAGUUUGGCUACGACGCCGCGACCAAGACCUGGGGCACCGAUCUGCUGAACAAGGAGUGCGGCAAGCGGACGUUUAAGGUACCGAGCAACAUCCCCGCGGGUAAUUAUCUCGUGAGGGCUGAGGCCAUUGCGCUUCACACCGCGUCCCAGACGGGCGGGGCGCAGUUUUACAUGAGCUGCUUUCAAGUCAACAUCGCCGGAAGUAGCGGCGGUCAACUGCCUGCCGGAGUGUCGAUCCCCGGCGCAUACAAUGCAAACGACCCAGGUAUCAAGGUCAACAUCUGGGACAGCGGGUUUAGCGACUACAAGAUUCCGGGACCGGCUGUGAUUGACACAAGCUUCAUGUGAAAGGGUCUUGCCUUUUGGCUAAUGACGUGGUUGUGUUGGCUUUUUCUAGAUAGAACUAGAAGCAGAUGCAACAAAGUAGCUAUAGUGUAGAGAGAGUUAGAUUUGUAAAUAUUCACAUGUUAAAGCCCCAACAACAACAACAACAAACAACAUGGAACUGUUGAGAUCUCGUUGUCAAUGCAUUAAACGUGGUGUGAUUUUGCUCCUCGCUGUUGCAGUGGUACCACUAAAGUAGGUAUGAAAGUUACGCAGGGACAGGCAGCGGCCAUUUUUCAGCGAAUGGGUUUUGUGAUGGAAACUUGGC